AUGUUAUUCCCUGCCGGCUCGUUGCCUACGGGUCCACCGAUCGAGACUAAGAAGGCGCUGCUGCUCCUCGACUUUCAGAACGACUUCGUCAGUCCGGAAGGAAAAGUUCAUGUCGCCAAUGUGCUUUCCUUCCUCCCGAAUCUCCUUGCCCUUGUGGCCGAAUUUCGUGCAAAGGGGGAGGUCAUUUGGGUUGGCACAGAGUACAAACAACCUCAGUCCACCAUCUCAACCACAACCGGGUCAUACUCCAUCCUCCUAAAACAAAAUCUCGGAGAUAAAGACACAGACGGCGAGACCAGGGAGUAUAUUGACAAUCCCCGCUGCACCAGCUUAUCUUCCCAAGGUCCCUUCUCACCGUCUACUGUCACACAUGACCGAGAAGCGUUUCUCGCGGCCGGUACUGCGGCCAAGGACAGGUGCUGUAUCCCAGGCACUCCGGGUGCCGACUUCCCUGGCCUCAUCAAAGACGCCAUUGACUCGCAACGAGACUUGGUGAUGCUGAAAUCCCACUACUCGGCAUUUCCCGAGUCACCGCUUCUGAUGCAUCUACGGACCCGACUCAUCACCGAACUGUAUAUCUGUGGCUCCCUCUCCAACGUUGCUGUCUAUGCUACCGUACUGGACGCCGUGUGUCAUGGUCUCCAGGUCACCAUCGUCGAGGACUGUCUCGGUUUCAAGGAUGAAAAAUGCCACGUAGAAGCCAUGCGUCAAAUGGCCGACCACAUGGGUGCAAGUGGUGUUGACUGCCAAGAGCUCCGCGACGACCUUGCUGGGUUACUAGGUGACGUCGUACGUGAAGAAGACUACACUACCAGGUUUCAAGUCACCAUAGCGCCUCCCGCCCGUCGGAUCAAGUCCCAUACGUCGAGGAAGCACAUCCACGAUUGGAUUGCUAGGUUGGAAGGUCAGGAGAACAAAGAUAUAUGCGCAGAAGAUGCUGCAAAGCCGUCAAACAUGAGUGCAGAGGGGUCCACUGAUGGUCGUGACUCCUCCUGCACAAAGAGUGAGUUGUCCCGGAGGCUGGUGAGGUCCGUCUCACCGGACCACGGCCCCCCUCGAAAGAGAUCAACCAGUGACGUUGAUUCCCCGGAGGAGGCUCAUAUCCCUAAACUAUCACACAGCCCUUCAAUCCGUCGCGCUUCAAAUCCUGGUGACAGUGCUGAGCAAUUGAAACGCAAGCAGACCAACUCUUCCACCCGAAAGAAACGUCCCUCGAACAAGCCGAAGGAGUCUCCUUCUCCUACCUACGAUACAGUCAUGGUGCAUACACAAUUCGCCAAUAAUGCCGGCGCUGGAAGGGAUGACUCUUCGGACAAUGACCCAGCUCAACGGGAAGAGGUAGUGUCGGAAACAGCUCGGUGCGGUCGUGUACUGAUGUCCAAAAAGAAGGAAAGGAUGACACCUAGGUUCCUUGAACCUGACGACAUAAUUGGUCAAGGUGACUGUCAACUCUACCUGGACCUACUCGGUCCGGAGGAAGCAGAAAGAGCCUUUCACUCCUGUAAGAAGGGAAUCAGAUGGCAAAAAAUGUUUCAUCGCUCUGGCGAAGUGCCUCGCUUGGUUGCAGUUCAAGGACGAAUCGCCGAGGAUGGGUCAUGUAUUCCCGUUUACAGGCAUCCAGCCGAUGAAUCUCCCGAGCUGCUCGCCUUCGAUCCUACUGUCGACACAUUACGAAAAGCUGCGGAAAAGGUGGUCGGUCAUCACCUAAAUCAUGUUUUGAUACAAUGGUAUCGAAAUGGCGAAGACAACAUUUCAGAACACACCGACAAGACUCUGGACAUUGUUCGGGGGUCCAGCAUCGUCAACCUCAGUCUGGGUGCGCAAAGGACCAUGUCUUUACGAAAGAAGAGGUCCUCGGUAGCCUCUGAUGUUGAAAACCUAGAUUCGGAUGCUACCAGACCCUGUCAACGCAUACGGCUGCCACACAAGUCUCUGUUCGUCCUUGGUGAGGAGACCAAUCGACACUGGCUUCAUGCCAUCCGAGCGGAUAAGCGGCCUCCUUCCCAGAAAGAUCCUGCCGAGCUUGCGUAUGGUGGAGAGAGAAUCAGCCUGACCUUUAGACACAUUGGGACCUUCAUUAAUCCCAUCAAAGAUACAAUUUGGGGGCAAGGGGCAACACGCAAACACAGAGAAGGUGCCCAACAUUUGUUAGCUGGCACCGAAGCUGAGAAACAAGGUGAAAUAAUGAUUCGUGCCUUUGGUCAGGAAAAUCAUCGCAGUACAGAUUGGGAUUGGGACACAUGGUACGGCAAAGGGUUCGACGUGGUCAAUUUCGAGACCAAGAAAGCUUGA
This is a messenger RNA of Capronia epimyces CBS 606.96, 2292 nucleotides long. RefSeq lists its product as uncharacterized. The record is from RefSeq and is a predicted model, not a curated record. Gene Ontology annotation, molecular function: dioxygenase activity. Gene Ontology annotation, biological process: DNA alkylation repair; DNA repair. The transcript has a single exon. Gene Ontology annotation, cellular component: nucleus. Bases 1 to 2292 code for a protein of 763 amino acids. Lineage: Eukaryota; Fungi; Ascomycota; Eurotiomycetes; Chaetothyriales; Herpotrichiellaceae.